AUGGCCGUCGACAUGGAGAAGAAGGACUUCAGCGAGUCGUCGAGUAACGACGCCUCGCGCGAAGAACUCACCAUGGCCGAUCCAGAGAAGACCGCUCUGGGCCAGACACCUUUCCCAACCACAGCACCCAUCGAGCCCGCGCCGCCCCUCCAGCGAUUGGAUUCGACACUGCCCAAAUCAAAGGACGAGAAGAAAGAGGAGGACGAUGUAUUUGCACAUCUACCAGAACACGAGGCGAGCAUACUUCGAAGACAGUUGGAUAUACCGCCGGUCAAGGUCACGUACAGAAGUCUGUACCGCUACGCGACCAGGAUGGAUCUGUGGAUUAUGGCCUUGAGCGCCAUCUGUGCCAUUGCUGGAGGUGCCGCCUUACCGCUCAUGACCAUCGUAUUCGGAUCGCUUGCUGGGAACUUCCAGGAUUUCUUCAACAACCCAAACUCAAUUACCUCGGAGUUUUCGCACAUUGUCGCCCACAACACUCUGUACUUUGUCUAUCUGGGUAUUGGCGAGUUUGUGGUAACCUACAUCUCGACAGUGGGCUUUAUUUACACCGGCGAGCACAUUGCAGGCAAGAUCCGUCAACAAUAUCUCGCGUCAAUUUUGCGCCAGAACAUUGGAUACUUCGAUAAGCUCGGUGCAGGCGAGAUCACGACCAGGAUCACCGCUGACACCAACCUGGUUCAAGAUGGCAUAUCGGAGAAGGUUGGCCUGACCUUGACCGCGAUUGCGACUUUCAUCGCUGCAUACGUGAUUGGCUACAUCAAAUACUGGAAGCUGACACUGAUCCUGACCUCGACUAUUGUCGCCAUCUUCCUGACCAUGGGUGCUUUGGGACAAUUUAUCGUCAAGUGGAACAAAAAGUCGCUGCAAUCUUAUGCAGAGGGUGGAACGAUCGCCGAGGAAGUCAUCAGCUCCAUUCGCAAUGCCAUCGCCUUUGGAACACAGGACAAACUUGCAAGGGAGUACGACAAGCAUUUGGCCAUUGCUGAGAAGUCUGGCUUCCAGAUGAAGGCCAUGACCGGGUCGAUGAUUGGGUUCCUCAUGUGCUACGUGUAUCUCACGUACGCACUUGCAUUCUGGCUGGGCUCGAGGUACCUCACCGAGGGUGAGACCACCCUACAGGACGUUCUUACAAUCCUGCUGUCCAUCAUGAUUGGCGCCUUUGCACUCGGAAAUGUUGCGCCUAAUGUCCAGGCCUUCACCACCUCUGUGGCCGCGGCCUCUAAGAUCUAUGCUACCAUAGAUCGCGUUUCACCACUGGAUCCAACCAAUGACGAAGGAAAGAAGCUCGAACAUCUGGAAGGAACCGUUGAGCUUCGCAAUGUCAAGCAUAUCUACCCAUCACGGCCGGAAGUCUGCGUUAUGGAGAACGUCAACCUGGUCGUACCGGCUGGGAAGACGACCGCCCUGGUAGGAGCUUCUGGAUCUGGAAAGAGUACGAUCGUUGGUCUCGUAGAACGCUUCUACGACCCAGUAGGUGGAGACGUGCUAUUGGAUGGCGUCCAUGUUCAGGACCUGAACUUGCGAUGGCUUCGACAGCAGGUCAGCCUGGUCUCUCAGGAGCCCACUCUUUUCGCAACCACGAUUACCGGAAACAUUGCUCACGGUCUCAUUGGUACCGAGUACGAGCAUCAAUCUGAGGAUCAGGUCCGCGAGUUGGUCGAGAGUGCCGCCAGGAUGUCCAACGCCCACGAUUUCAUCUCCGCAUUGCCAGAAGGGUACGAAACAAAUGUUGGUGAACGUGGUUUCCUCCUUUCUGGUGGCCAGAAGCAACGUAUUGCUAUUGCACGAGCGAUUGUUAGCGAUCCAAAGAUACUUCUGCUAGACGAGGCCACUUCAGCACUGGAUACGAAGAGUGAAGGUGUUGUGCAAGCUGCGCUGGACAAGGCUGCCCAAGGAAGGACCACCAUCGUCAUCGCCCAUCGUCUGAGCACUAUCAAAGAUGCCGACAACAUUGUCGUCAUGUCUCAAGGCCGCAUCGUCGAACAAGGCAACCACAAUGAGCUUUUGGAGAGGAAAUCUGCAUACUACAACCUCGUCGAAGCACAGAGAAUCGCUGCAGAGACCGAGCAGAAGCGUGAGGAGGAAGUUGAGAUGCUGGAUGAUUUGAAGGACGGCAACCUGCUCGAGCGAACUCCAACCGAGAAGAUGGAGGAGUACGAGGAAGAUCCCAACGAUCUCGAGAUUGGCCGUUCGAAAUCCGUACAGUCUGCUUCCAGCAAAGCCCUCGCCAACAGGAGCCAGGACUCGUCAGCAAAGUACUCACUCUGGACUCUGAUCAAGCUUGUUGUAUCGUUCAACAAGACCGAACUCCACUAUAUGCUGUUGGCCUUGUUCUUCGCGAUCAUCUGCGGUGCUGGCAACCCAGUCCAGGCCGUCUUCUUCGCAAAGUCCAUCUCUGCGCUCGCUCUACCGCCCAGCCAAUACGGUACUCUCCGAAGCCAGGCCUCUUUCUGGUCGUGGAUGUACUUCAUGCUUGCGAUGGUGCAACUGCUUGCAUACAUUGUCCAGGGUGUUGCAUUCGCAUACUGCAGUGAGAAGCUCGUCCACCGAGCACGAGACAGGUCGUUCCGUACCAUGCUCAGACAGGACAUCGCAUUCUUUGAUAAGGAGGAGAAUUCUGCCGGUGCUUUGACUUCGUUCUUGAGUACGGAGACGACCCAUCUGGCUGGCAUGUCUGGUAUUACUCUGGGCACGAUCCUGCUCGUCACCACCACUCUUGUCGUCGGUUUCGUCAUCUCGCUGGCCAUCGGCUGGAAGCUGGCUCUUGUCUGUAUCGCCACCGUUCCCGUUGUCUUGGCUUGUGGUUUUUUCCGCUUCUGGAUCCUUGCCCGCUUCCAAGCUCGCGCAAAGCAGGCAUACGAGAAGUCUGCCUCUUACGCCUGCGAGGCGACUUCGGCUAUCCGUACAGUGGCAUCGCUGACGAGGGAAGACGACGUGUGGCAACAUUACCAUGAGAUGGUCGAGCAGCAAGAGGCCAAGUCACUGAACUCUGUAAUGAAAUCAUCGCUCCUUUACGCCGCUUCACAGAGCUUGAUGUUCUUGUGCAUUGCUCUGGGAUUCUGGUACGGAGGCACACUCAUCGGCAGCCACGAGUACAACAUGUUCCAGUUCUUCCUCUGUUUCUCCGCCGUCAUCUUCGGCGCACAGGCAGCAGGAACGAUCUUCAGCUUCGCACCAGACAUGGGCAAGGCAAAGCACGCCGCCGCAGAAAUGAAGACCAUGUUCGACCUGAAGCCUGAAAUCGACACCUGGAGCAACGACGGCGAAAUGAUCGACACCAUGCGCGGCGACAUCGAAUUCCGCGACGUCCACUUCCGCUACCCAACCCGCCCCGAACAACCCGUCCUUCGAGGCCUCGACCUCGAAGUCCGCCCAGGGCAAUACGUCGCCCUGGUCGGCGCUUCCGGCUGCGGCAAAUCCACCACCAUCGCCAUGCUCGAACGCUUCUAUAACCCCCUAGUCGGCGGCAUCUACGUCGACGGCAAAGAAAUCUCCUCGUUGAACGUCAACUCCUACCGCAACCACAUCGCGCUCGUCUCGCAGGAACCGACCCUCUACCAAGGCACGAUCCGCGAAAACAUCCUCCUCGGCGCCGAUCGCAAAGACGAAGACGUGCCUGAAGAGUCGAUCGUCCAAGCGUGUAAAGACGCCAACAUCUACGACUUCAUCAUGUCCCUCCCAGAAGGCUUCGACACCGUCGUCGGCAGCAAAGGAAGCAUGUUGUCCGGCGGUCAGAAACAGCGUGUCGCUAUCGCGCGAGCACUACUCCGCGACCCCAAGAUAUUACUCUUAGACGAAGCAACCAGCGCUCUCGACUCCGAAUCGGAGAAAGUCGUCCAAGCAGCACUGGACAAAGCCGCCAAGGGCCGCACGACAAUCGCAGUCGCGCAUCGACUCAGCACCAUCCAGAAAGCCGACAUGAUCUACGUCUUCGACCAAGGCCGGAUCGUGGAAAACGGAACUCACAGCGAACUCAUCGCCACGAGGGGGAGAUAUUUCGAGCUCGUCAAUCUUCAGAGCUUGGGCAAGAAUUGA
Molecule: messenger RNA, 4038 nt
Organism: Zasmidium cellare ATCC 36951
Lineage: Eukaryota; Fungi; Ascomycota; Dothideomycetes; Mycosphaerellales; Mycosphaerellaceae
Exons: 1
Coding region: 1-4038 (1345 amino acids)
Biological process (GO): transmembrane transport
Cellular component (GO): membrane
Molecular function (GO): ABC-type transporter activity; ATP hydrolysis activity; ATP binding
Source: RefSeq, a predicted model, not a curated record